Messenger RNA from Ricinus communis (castor bean), 2150 nucleotides. RefSeq names its product lipase. NCBI's taxonomy places the organism in Eukaryota, Viridiplantae, Streptophyta, Magnoliopsida, Malpighiales, Euphorbiaceae. The record is from RefSeq and is a predicted model, not a curated record. The transcript has 8 exons. The coding region runs from base 506 to 1903 and encodes 465 amino acids.
ACAAAGACACAUGGCAAUUGGUACCAACCCACACCAGACUUUUCUUUUUCUCUCGUGUUUUUGCUUUGGACGAGAAACAAAUCAAUGAACAGUCGUUACGGUGCAUUUUUGUGAUUGGUUUAAGACUUUUAUUUAAGGUAGGACAUGAGAAAAUCGAGGGACACUAUCCAUCUUCAAAGUUUGAAUUGAAGCCAAAGGAAUCAAACAAGAAAAACAUAUUAGCAAGAGAGAGAAAGGGAAAAAGGAGAGAGAGGUGUUUUCUUUUUUUCCUUUUUUUUUUUUCCCUUUUUCUUUUCUGGAGGCCCUUUUUUGACAACUUCUAUGGUCUCAUAGAGGGGUUUGAUGAAUAGGGUCUUCAUUGUUUAAGGACAAAGAUUAAACCUUCAAAAGGGCUUUCUUUGCGGGUUUCAUUUAUUUUUCUGCUUUCAGUUUUUAUAGAAGGCUCUGUUUUGAAAUUUAUUGUUUUGUUUUGGCGAGUGAUUCUGAGGAAAGGAGGAUAAACAAAAUGAUAAGGUGGUGGACAUCUGCUUUGCAAUUAACGGAGCUAUUUGUGAGCAUUGCAGUGCAUUUGGCAUAUGGAUUAUACAUAUUUAGCUCAGCUGUAGCUGGUGAUCUUUCUCAGGCUUUGAAUGAUUGGUUUUAUAAGCCUAAUAUGAACAUUGUGGUUAAAGAAGAAGAGACUAGAGGAACAUCAAAACCCACCACCAAUGCUCAUGAUCUUCCUCCUAUUGUUUUGGUCCAUGGAAUUUUUGGAUUUGGCAAAGGGAGAUUGGGAGGUUUAUCAUAUUUUGCUGGGGCUGAGAAGAAAGAUGAGAAGGUUCUUGUGCCCGAUUUGGGAUCCUUAACUAGCAUAUAUGAUAGGGCAAGGGAAUUAUUCUAUUAUUUGAAAGGUGGGCAAGUUGAUUAUGGUGAAGAACACAGCAAGGCUUGUGGUCACUCUCAAUUUGGACGAAUUUAUGAGCAAGGGCACUAUCCUGAAUGGGACGAGGAUCAUCCAAUUCACUUUGUUGGGCAUUCUGCUGGAGCACAGGUUGUUCGAGUGCUGCAGCAAAUGCUCGCCGAUAAGGCAUUUAAGGGGUAUGAGAACACUUCUGAGAAUUGGGUAUUAAGCCUCACAUCCUUGUCUGGAGCUUUCAAUGGGACUACAAGGACUUACUUUGAUGGGAUGUUGCCAGAAGAUGGAAGAACAAUGAAACCAAUAUGCUUGCUUCAGGUAUUGCGCUUAGGAGUGAUAAUAUAUGACUGGCUUGACAUACCCUUGUUAAAGUCUUACUACAAUUUCGGAUUUGAUCACUUCAACAUGUCAUGGAAGAAAAUGGGAAUCUUGGGUCUUUUUGAUUGCCUUUUGGGAAAUUCUGGUCCAUUUGCAUCAGCAGAUUGGAUUCUUCCUGAUCUUACAAUUCAAGGGUCUAUGCAACUCAAUUGCCAUCUUCAAACCUUUCCAGAUACAUACUAUUUCAGCUAUGCUACUAAGCGUACUAGGAAAAUAUUUGGCAUUACGGUUCCCUCAAGCAUUUUAGGUAUCCAUCCACUGCUUUUUAUAAGAGUACUGCAGAUGACCCUCUGGACUUUCCCUCCAGAUGUUUCUCCUCCUUACAAGGGAUACAGGGAUGAAGAUUGGCAGGAUAAUGAUGGAGCACUCAACACAAUAUCCUCAACCCACCCACGUAUCCCAAUAGAACAUCCAAGCCAUUUCGUCACAAAUGAUUCCGAAUGUCAAAGCUUGCAACCAGGAAUCUGGUAUUACAAGAUUGUGGAAGCCGAUCACAUUUUUUUUAUUGUGAAUCGGGAAAGAGCAGGAGUUCAGUUUGAUCUUAUGUAUGAUAGCAUUUUUGAACGAUGCAGAAAGCAUGUAUUUAGAAAGACUCCUCAAACUCUACCAAAUGAAUCUCAAGACCAAUAGUUUAAUGUCUACGCUCACCAUACAACUAGAAAUAAUGAAAAGAAGAAAAGAAAAGAAAAAAAAAGGAGAUCUAUUACUUUGCAUUAGUACACUAUUCUUUAAAAAUUAUCACACUGCAGUGGUAAUAUUUUUUUAUAUCCUCUCUCUCUCUCUCUUUAGAUUUAAAUUUCUUCAGGGAUUUACCAUUAUCAUGACUAAUGUGGAACAGGCUAGUCCUUGAAUAAUACUAGUUAGUUUUUUUUUUUUU